UAUACUUAUGCUCAUUAUUGCGUUGCUAUUGCUUACAGAGGCUUUACAUAGAGCUCUCACAUGCACAGCCAAAAACCGCAACUGCACCCACAUGCACACGCAUACAGCGAUGCGUUCGGUUUUCGCAUUGGGAGCGUCGCAUCGCGUGAUCUUCUAAUUCUCUUUCGCUCGCCUUAUUUUCGUUGAGUGGAGUUGCUUGGAAAUUCCAGUUGCUGUACCGUUGCCUCUUAGCCGCGCCUUCCACUAACUUAAACCACACGUGUCCCGUUUUUUUUGGUGAUUUGUUGUUAUUCGACCAAAAAUUGCUGCCUUCUCGUUUCAUUUGUUGUACCGUUGUAGCUGAGCGUCUUUGGUGCUAAGUGCGUCUUGCGGGAAAAAUUAGUGGAUUAUUCGCGCACAAAAAGAGCCGAUCGCGGAAAGAAAAAUAUGAAUAAAUUAUAAAAUUCAUUUGUGUUUGUUUUUUUUUUUAAUAGUGUGUGUGUGUGUGUGUGUGUGAAUAUAACGACAGAAUGGAAACGGCAAGGAAAGAACAGAAAGAGAGCAUGCAGCAAAAGCGGAAGAACCAGGAAGAAGACAGUGCAGUCGCGCCUCCACAGAUCCCUGAAGGUGUGGUCCAUGUACGCCGAUCUGGAGGAGUCCUUUGGCACCUUCAAGACCUGCAAGGCCGUCUACGAGCGCAUCAUCGACCUGAAGAUCUGCACGCCGCAGGUGAUCAUCAACUAUGGCAUGUUCCUCGAAGAGCACAACUACUUCGAGGAGGCCUAUCGGGCCUACGAGAAGGACAUUGCCCUGUUUAAGUGGCCGAAUGUGUACGACAUCUGGAACUCGUAUUUCAGCAAGUUCCUCGCGCGCUACGGGGGCACAAAGCUGGAGCGGGCCCGCGACCUCUUCGAACAGUGCCUGGAUCAGUGUCCCGCUGAGCAUGCCAAGUACUUUUACCUGCUCUACGCGAAGCUGGAGGAGGAGCACGGCCUGGCCCGGCAUGCCAUGUCCGCAUGUCGGGCUCUGCCCGAGCAGCAUAUGCGCCACAUGUGCGUCGAAUUCGCCGAGCUGGAGACGAAGCUGGUCAAGGUGGAUCGAGCCAGGGCCAUCUACGCUCACAGGUGUGCGAUCCCAGCAUCACGGCGGACUUGGAAGGAGUUCGAGGUGCGUCAUGGCAACGAGGAUACGAUGCGUGAAAUGCCGCGGAUCAAGCGUUCCAUUCAGGCCACCUACAACACGAACACGAAUGGUGUGGCUGCCGAGUGGUAUGUCUGUGGAAUACUUCCCUCGAUUUGAGACCUAUUCUUCGGAGACCUAUUCUUCGUUUUGUUCGGAAAUUCAUAAAUUCCUCGAAUCUCAGCAGGCGUUGGCAAUGUUUCCCUGCCAGAGCUUGAGCCUUGGGAUAUCUCAUUCCUUUCGAAUCAGCUGUUGGAAGCAAAUCUAUUCUCUCUAUUUU
Molecule: messenger RNA, 1438 nt
Organism: Drosophila miranda
Lineage: Eukaryota; Metazoa; Arthropoda; Insecta; Diptera; Drosophilidae
Product: pre-mRNA-splicing factor syf1 homolog
Exons: 3
Coding region: 616-1278 (220 amino acids)
Biological process (GO): mRNA splicing, via spliceosome; generation of catalytic spliceosome for first transesterification step
Cellular component (GO): post-mRNA release spliceosomal complex; Prp19 complex; U2-type catalytic step 2 spliceosome
Molecular function (GO): protein binding
Source: RefSeq, a predicted model, not a curated record